CUGUUCCUCACGAUGAGGAUAUACCUACCGCUGGCUCUGGUAGCUUUGCUUCACUCAAUCAUCGUGGAUGUCGGGGCUUCUUCGUCGUCACAUACUAUUGCCAAACGCAAUUACGAUGCGUAUGAAUAUUUCGUUCUUGAACACGAUCCGUCUGUUCCGUUACGUGACGUUCUUGAUGCUUUGAGGCUAGAGUUGGUAGAGCAGGCUGGGCAGCUACGAGAUCAUUGGCUUGUUCGUAGGCAACGGCAAUCUGUAGAAGAAGAUCAACGGAGGCAGAAACGGGACGUACUUGACGCGCUCGUUCGCAAACGAUCUGUACAUGACCUCGAGCCUGAAGUCGCACGAGCUUCAAAGGCUGUCAAACAUCUUGCGCUGCAGACUCUCCGCAAACGCGUUAAACGAGAUGACAGUAAUUUCGUAUCGCGUCAGACUGUCGACUGGCUCAAUAUGUCUUCAAGUGCUGUUGCUGAACGAGAAGGGAUAGUAGAUCCUAUCUUCGGAGACCAGUGGCAUUUGGUUAACGAUGACAACCCCGUACAUAUGGUGAACGUCGCUCCAGUGUGGGAUAUGGGUAUCACAGGUCAUGGUGUUACUUCUGCUAUGGUAGACGAUGGGUUAGAUUAUGAGAGUGACGACUUGGCAGCUAAUUUCGACCCGGUUAACUCUUAUGACUUCAACUUGCACGUCCCUUUACCGAAACCUGUCUUAUUUGAUGAUCAUCAUGGGACACGAUGUGCAGGACAGAUUGCUGCGGUGAAGAAUGAUGUGUGUGGCGUUGGAAUCGCUUAUUCUUCCAAAGUUGCAGGGGUCAGGAUAUUGUCUGGACCGAUCUCGGAUGUCGACGAGGCUGCUGCGCUCAACUAUGGAUUCCAAAACACGUCUAUAUACAGUUGUAGCUGGGGACCAUCAGACGACGGUCGAUCAAUGGAGGGUCCGAGUUUUCUUAUACAGAAAGCUGUAGUUAAUGGUAUCGUUAAUGGGCGUGGUGGCAAGGGCUCUGUUUUUGUUUUCGCAAGUGGGAAUGGCGGGGCGCAGGGUGACCAGUGUAACUUUGAUGGAUAUACCAACUCGAUAUACUCUGUAACUGUCGCUGCUAUUGACUAUAAGGGUCUUCAUCCAUAUUACUCAGAGGCUUGUGCAGCAAAUAUGGUUGUUACCUACAGCUCUGGUAGUGGGAAACAUAUUGUAACAACAGACGUAGGGAAAGACAAGUGCUCGCAUAGUCAUGGCGGUACAUCCGCUGCAGCGCCUAACGCCGUUGGAAUAUUUGCUCUGGCUCUGUCUGUGAGGCCUGAUCUCACCUGGAGAGACAUUCAAUACCUCUGUGUACACACCGCCAAGAUGAUCAAUGAGGAUGACCCUGAUUGGGAAGACACAUCAGCUGGGAGGCGCUUCAGCUACAAAUACGGUUAUGGAAGUCUAGACGCAUACGCCUUCGUAACGGCAGCACGAAGUUGGAAUCUCGUAAAGCCGCAGACAUGGUUACAUACGACACCAAUACAACUAAAUAACGGGACUAUGACACUCGAAGGGAAGAUGAGUGGCGGAGAACCGCUUGGUCCUGGCGGUGUCACGAGCAAGACUACGAUCUCGGCGGAUAUGUUGCAAGAGACUAAUUUUGAAAUGUUGGAACAUAUCACGGUUAAGGUCUGGAUUCAACACACGAGGAGAGGCGAUGUUGAGGUUGAGGUUGUUAGUCCUAAUGGGAUAAAGAGUGUCCUCGCUGCGAGACGGAAAUACGACGCGGAUAAGGACGGUUACCCGGGUUGGACAUUCAUGACAGUCAAGCACUGGGAGGAAAACCCAGUUGGUGAUUGGACCAUCCGGAUUUCCGAUCAAAAUUCCGAAGACCAGAAUGGAAGCUUCUUAGGAUGGCAAAUGACACUUUGGGGCUCAACAAAGGAUGCUUCGAAAGCACGGACGUUCGUGCUCUCAGACCCUGAGACACCAUUCCCACCUCCAGCGGAUCCAAAUGACAUUCCCCCACCUUCACCAAGUGCGACAAUCAGCAAGGUUCACCCGAAACCGACAGAGCAUCUUCCGGGCGAUCACGGCAGCGCAGAGGGCGAAGCUAGCAAACCGGCAUUCUCAAGUGCGCAGAAUGACGCUGCAGAGGCGACUACAACUGCAGCCGCGGGAAGUGAGUCAAUGGCACCUACGGCGGACGAAGGUUGGUUCCCUGGCAUGUACAACCUCGUCAAGAACUCCAAAUGGGUGUUUGGCGCGGUUGGUGCGGUCAUUAUUUGUGGUGCUGCUGGCGGGGCUUUCUUCCUAUGGCGUCGACGCGCUGCACGUCGAGCACAGUACAGGAGUGUCGCAGGCGAUGAAGUGUCUAUGCGCACAAUUGACGGAAGAGGUAGGAGGCCUGCAGGCACGAAAGAGUUGUACGACGCUUUUGGAGAGGUUUCAGAUGAUGAAUAUGCGGAUGAAGAGACUGGUUUGCGACAGCCUUUAGCUCAACAUCAGGAGUUAGGGUUUCAUUCGGGAUUUUUGGAUGAUGAGGAGAGACCUCAACCACUUUAUUCCGACGUACCUUCUGAAUUAGAGAGGGAGGGCGAGGGCUCGGGAAGCGCUGAGCGCUCGAAAAGUCCUUCCAGUGCGGACGGAAGCUGGGAACACGCGGAUCCAUCAUAAUUAAUCAUUUCGGACAUGGAGAUAGAUACAACUUGUAUAUUUUGCACUACAAUCAAAA
Molecule: messenger RNA, 2692 nt
Organism: Fomitiporia mediterranea MF3/22
Lineage: Eukaryota; Fungi; Basidiomycota; Agaricomycetes; Hymenochaetales; Hymenochaetaceae
Exons: 8
Coding region: 13-2634 (873 amino acids)
Biological process (GO): protein processing
Cellular component (GO): Golgi membrane; trans-Golgi network
Molecular function (GO): serine-type endopeptidase activity
Source: RefSeq, a predicted model, not a curated record